Messenger RNA from Alosa sapidissima (American shad), 2245 nucleotides. It is a transcript of the gene elavl2, whose product is annotated as ELAV like neuron-specific RNA binding protein 2. The transcript has 8 exons. NCBI's taxonomy places the organism in Eukaryota, Metazoa, Chordata, Actinopteri, Clupeiformes, Clupeidae. Gene Ontology annotation, molecular function: RNA binding. The coding region runs from base 392 to 1558 and encodes 388 amino acids. The record is from RefSeq and is a predicted model, not a curated record. Gene Ontology annotation, cellular component: ribonucleoprotein complex.
AUAGGUUUUCAUUCAGUGAUGUCGCGUAUUGGUGUGGUGAACCUGUAACGAUCAAGACAGGCACAAGUCGGCCUUUUUUAAUUAUUUGAUUCAUUCUUUUAUUUCUUCAGUUAUUUUAUCUUUUUUUACUUUGGUCUAGUAGGCUACCUGAAAGGGACCCUGUGUAUUUUUGUUUUAAUGAAUCUUUAAGAUAAUCGUUUUAGCCUACAUGAUUUUGUCUGUUCAUUUUUUUAGGUUCACAAGUUUAAGAUAAGAAAACAGGCUACGGAAUUCGCUUUUGUUUUUUUAACUGUCAAGCGAUAUCUUGAUUCACUAGGCUAUUAUAAGACGUUAUUUGGCUGUGGACGUCCUUAACUUUCAUUUAUAUAUACGACGUCAACUCCACACUAACAUGGCAGUCAGACUGUGCGAUGUGACCUCUCUACUUAGAAGUGGUUCCUGGGCAGCAGAGCCUUGGACUGGGGUGAUUGCCGCGAUGGAAGCACAGCUGUCCAAUGGGCCGACCUGUAACAACACGACCAAUGGUCCUGCCACACUUUCGAACAACUGCUCAUCCCCGGUGGAAUCGGGCAGCAUAGAGGACAGCAAAACAAACCUGAUAGUCAACUACCUGCCGCAGAAUAUGACCCAGGAAGAGCUCAAGAGCUUGUUUGGCAGCAUCGGUGAAAUCGAGUCCUGCAAACUUGUACGAGACAAAAUAACAGGACAGAGUCUGGGUUACGGAUUUGUGAACUACGCCGAGCCAAAGGACGCAGAGAAAGCCAUCAACACUUUAAAUGGACUCAGACUCCAGACCAAGACCAUAAAGGUGUCGUACGCACGCCCCAGCUCGGCCUCCAUUCGUGAUGCCAACCUGUACGUGAGCGGCCUGCCCAAGACCAUGACCCAGAAGGAGCUAGAGCAACUCUUCUCUCAGUACGGACGUAUCAUCACCUCACGCAUCCUCGUCGACCAGGUCACAGGGGUGUCCAGGGGGGUUGGCUUCAUCCGUUUUGACCGUCGAGUGGAGGCGGAGGAGGCCAUCAAGGGCCUGAACGGGCAGAAGCCACCUGGAGCCUCGGAGCCGAUUACGGUGAAGUUUGCCAACAACCCCAGCCAGAAGACCAGUCAGGCACUGCUUUCGCAGCUCUACCAGUCGCCCAAUCGAAGGUACCCUGGACCCCUCGCACAGCAAGCGCAGCGCUUCAGGUUGGACAAUCUGCUAAACAUGGCCUAUGGAGUAAAAAGUAGAUUCUCCCCCAUGGCUAUUGAAGGCGUGUCUAGCCUAGCGGGCAUCAACCUCCCGGGGCACGCGGGCACGGGCUGGUGCAUCUUCGUGUACAACCUGGCGCCGGACGCGGACGAGAGUAUCCUGUGGCAGAUGUUUGGGCCGUUUGGCGCUGUGACCAACGUCAAGGUGAUACGCGACUUCAGCACCAACAAGUGCAAAGGCUUUGGCUUCGUCACCAUGACCAACUACGACGAGGCCGCCAUGGCGAUCGCCAGUCUGAAUGGGUACCGCCUGGGCGACCGGGUCUUGCAGGUCUCCUUCAAGACCAACAAAACGCACAAGGCUUAACUUUCUCGUCUCGUGAUCAUUUCUUAAGAAAAAAACUUCCCAAGCCCUCCCAUCCCUGUGGUGUGGGUGUGGGAAGGGGAUUGGGGGAGUGUUGCGGUAUCCUUUCUACAUUAGUAUAUAAAAGAAAAUAUAAAAAAGAAACAAAAUUACAUUUCUAAAUCAGUGUUACAAAAAACGAUCCAGUAUUCAGCGUCCAGCAAUGUGGUCUUUUUUUGUUUGUUUUGUUUUUUCAGUUGGUUUGGUUUUUAGUGUUCUUUUUGUUUUCCCCCUUCAUUGCUUAAUCUUCAAAACGUCAAAAAGAAACCUGUAUGGAGAACUUGUGCUUUUUUUGUUAAGUAGACGUGCAAAUUUUGAGUUAUGUUGAAUAAAGAAGCAUUGUCUAAAAAAGUAACAAUGAGGUGUUUUUGCAUCUUGUGUUUUUGUUGCACAUCAGCUUAUGGUUCUGUGUAGAUUUUUGCCUUUUUUAUGUUCUGCGUUGCCUUAGGUGUGUUUACAGUUAAAGUGCUAAAAGUAUUUAUUUUCAUUGCAUUGUUUUUUGUUCAUUUUGUAUUAUUGAUUGGCUGCGUAAUGUUGCUUAAUGUAAAAUGAAUGGGAAAAAAAGACAAAAAAAAAAACUCUUAAAGCAGUACCUUGCCAAAGAGCUAAGAACCUCUUUGAUGUGGGUUUAAGAGCAUCUAUUUUUAUAAA